Molecule: messenger RNA, 2178 nt
Organism: Saccostrea echinata
Lineage: Eukaryota; Metazoa; Mollusca; Bivalvia; Ostreida; Ostreidae
Exons: 6
Coding region: 6-2108 (700 amino acids)
Molecular function (GO): RNA binding; zinc ion binding
Source: RefSeq, a predicted model, not a curated record
UAGCUAUGAUUAAAGUUACAGGUAUUCCACCUGGUACAUCAGAGGAUUCUUUGCUGUUUUUCUUUGAGAAUCGCAGGAAAAGUGGGGGUGAUUCAAUAACUGACAUUGAGUAUGACCUAGAUACACAGUCAGCUGUUAUCACUUUUGAAGAUCCUAAAGCUGUAAAGAGGGUUUUGGCAAAAAUUCCCAUAUUAUUUUCUGGAGUUCAAAUUGGAGUAGAAGAAUUUCAAUCAAAUUUAGAAGUUGACAGUGCUGAUAAGGAAGAAGUAAUGGAAUCUGAGAAUAUUUUAGAAGUUCGGGGUGUAUCAUCAAGAACAACCAUGGACACAGUGGAAAUGUACUUUGAGAACACUCGUCGCUCUGGAGGAGGAGAUAUAAAAAGCAUUGAUGCAAAGGACGGCGUGUUUUACAUAGUGUUUGAGGAUGGAAGUGUCAUUGAGAAUGUACUGCGUAAGAGACAACAGAUUGAAGGAAGAGAAGUUCAGGUGUGCCGACAUGUUCCACCCCCUCCUUCAAAGCCAGUGCCAAUGUACCCAAACAAAGUCUUCAUUAAAAACAUCAGUGAGGACACUGAUAAGUAUAAACUGGAAAGCUUUCUAACAGAAGAAUUCAGUUUAACACUUACAAGAAUAGAGUAUGGGGAGUUGAUGAGAACGGCCAUAGUGACAUUUGAUGAAGAUUUAGAUUUUGAGAAAUUACAGAUGGCUUGUAAAAAAAGGAGUUUAGAAAAGUCCUAUCUGGAAGUAUCUCGAGUUCCCAUCACAAACUGUGUCAUUCUUCGGAACGUCUCGAAGAAGACAUCUCGAGACACCCUAGAGUUUUACUUUGAUAAUGAAAGAAUUAGUGGAGUCACAGCUGGGGUUUUGGAUAUCAAACUAUUUGAUGAAUUUUGUCUGGUCUACUUUGAGGAACCAGAAGUUGCGGAUGUUGUAAGUAAAAGACAACACAGAGUUGAUCGUCAGGAUCUUGAUGUUAAGAUUUAUUAUGAAUGCCUUGGACAAGUAGAAAAUGACUGGGAGGUGCCAUUCCGACUUCCUGGACCACUGGAAUUUACAGAUCUGGAUGUUAAUAAGUUAAAGUUCCUUAUCAAAUCUCCUCCAGAUCAGCAGGUCAUGGAAAAGCAGCUGGAGGCUGUGUAUGGAAAACCUGUCUGGCCAAAACAGUCUAAAGCUGUUUCUCUGACUGUAGAAUGCACCUUGACUGCUGAAACCAAAGAUUGCAGAAAACUGGUCAGAACUUGGGGAACCAAAGUGAAGGAGGAUUUGAAUAAAUUUUUGGAUCUUCUGAACUAUGGAACAUAUUUAAAGUCAUUUCAACACUUUGUUGAAUGUCCUACUUGUGGUAGCUACUCUGAAUUCUACUGCAAUAAUUGCCACCAGCGGAUGUGCGAAAAAUGCAAAGCCAAACAUUUAUUAGAUCCUGACAAUCAAAACCAUGAAAUUACUCUAUAUUCCGACCGAAAAAUGAUGUUUUGGAAAGAAAAUUGCAAGCUUCAUCCAACAAAACUCAUAGACCUUUGCUGCAAUGACUGCCAGAAGGUGGUAUGUUCUCUUUGUACUACCACGGAAAUUCACAAAGGACACCAUUUUUUGGAUUUGGAGAAAGUUUUCACCAAACACAAAACUUUGCGUUUGAAAGAUAUUUGCAGAAUUCGCGACGACAUUCUCCCAAAAUCAAAGGAUCUUUUAGAGGAUACAAAAAGCACCAUUGUUGACAUGAAAAAGCAUUUGAAGAAUAUUCGAGAAUCCAUGCAAGAGCAGGCAAAAAAUCUUAAGAGUCUUGUUGAUGAAGUUUUGUCUAAAAAUUUGCAAGUGUUGGGGAAUUUUGAGGUAUCUGCAAUAGAUGGACUAUCUACUCAAGAAGAGACACUCAGUGCCUAUGUUUCUGACAUGCAUAGAAUCCUGGAAGAACUUCAGAUUUCAAUUUCAUCCUUUUUACCAUCCGAUAUAAUGAAAUAUAUGAAGGAAAACGGGGAUAUUUCAAUAAGUCCAAUUCCAGCUGGAGCAAUAUAUCCUUUGCCAGUUUUCACGAAAGGUUUACUUUGCAAGGAGGAGAUAUCUAAGGAAUUUGGUUUUCUCCAAAUAGAGGCGCAUGGAUCGAGCCCAUGAUUAUAGAAAACCAUCUAUCUAGUUUUUGUUGUGGACUUGAAUGAGAGUUAAACUUUGUAUAGAUCAAGAG